Funneliformis geosporum is the source of this 243-nucleotide messenger RNA. The record is from the annotation of a GenBank genome assembly. Lineage: Eukaryota; Fungi; Glomeromycota; Glomeromycetes; Glomerales; Glomeraceae.
AUGUCGAAUGAAGAAUCUGUGCCUGUAAGGCAAGAUUAUCAUAUCGGUCUUUUACGUCCUGGGGUAUGUCAUGCCAAAUCAAUUUGGCUUGGCGACAAACAUCUGGCAUUGCGAAGCGAUAUCCGAGGUGAUGCAAUUCCAGCAUCAAACAGUUCUUCAUCAAAAAGAAACUGUGGAAUCUGGGAUGAUAAAUAUUCCACAGGUUCAGAUCCUUCGGUAUUAUUGAAUAAGGGAGUUGAGUGA